Erythranthe guttata (spotted monkey flower) is the source of this 491-nucleotide messenger RNA. Its product is annotated as small ribosomal subunit protein eS28x. NCBI's taxonomy places the organism in Eukaryota, Viridiplantae, Streptophyta, Magnoliopsida, Lamiales, Phrymaceae. Gene Ontology annotation, cellular component: cytosolic small ribosomal subunit; ribosome. Gene Ontology annotation, molecular function: structural constituent of ribosome. Gene Ontology annotation, biological process: ribosomal small subunit assembly; translation; maturation of SSU-rRNA. The record is from RefSeq and is a predicted model, not a curated record.
UAACCUAAUUCUUUGUUUACAAUUCCCACUAGCUGCGCCUCUUCUUCUUCCCGAAAGAAAAAAAAACCUAAUCCCUUUGCUCAGGCUUCUUCUCUGUUCUGUUCUGUUCGGUUCGGUUGUUCCUCAACAAGAAAUGGAGUCGCAAAUUAAGCAUGCUGUGGUUGUGAAGGUGAUUGGAAGGACUGGGUCUCGUGGGCAAGUGACUCAGGUGAGGGUCAAAUUUAUCGACGAUCAGAACCGUUUCAUCAUGAGGAAUGUCAAAGGCCCCGUUAGGGAAGGAGAUAUUCUCACCUUGCUCGAGUCUGAACGAGAAGCUAGGAGGUUGAGAUAAUUGGUUCGUCUACUUAGUAGUUUGCGAAUGUAUUCGAUUUUGUUCUGAAUUGACAUUGACUCUCGUGUUUACUUUUUGUUUUGGUUGAAACAUCUAUGCGUUUUUCUUCAGGCUAUGAAUUAUUCCUUUUGAGUUAAAGAUUGUUUAUUCUUGGUUCCAU